AUGAAAGUCUCCACGGUGCUGGUCACUUUUCUAAGUGCCUCGUCUGCGUCAGCAAAGACCUACCGACGCCAGGACUCGCUCAACAACAAGCCCUACUGGGCUGCGCUGGGCUGUGACCAUCUGAUUGGAGGUCACUACAAGUUCAACUUCCCCAAGUUUGACAGUAGCACUGUCAAGUCCAGAAAGCAGAUUCUCGAGGAGUACUGCAAGGUCAUGCCCUUCAUCCAGAGUAAACUGCUCUGUUAUCAGGGGGCCAUUGAGCCUGAACACUACCAUACCCAGGUGCGAAAACAGAUCAUCCAGGGCUGUCCCAACUACCUGACUCUGGAGAUGACCGAUGAGUGGCUUGCUAACGCCACUAAAAUUGCCGUUGAACCCGAAGAUCCCACCGAAAUCCUCUAUCUUCCCGUCCCGUUUGACCGAGAACAUUGGGAGGAGGAGUACGAGGAGGUCAAACCUCACUACGUUGCCCUAGAUUACGCGUCGUACUACGGAGUAGCUCUGCUGGCCUACUGGGCCCUGGUGUUCGUUAUUGGAACAAUCAUCAACUUCUCUCAGCACGCUCUAUUCAGUGUGUACAAGAAGGUCGGCUUCAACAAGUUCCGAAAGUACGUGUCUCUGCCGGCUCUGUUUGGUUACAAGCACUCUCAGCCAAUGGGCUGGGAUCCUCUCAAGAUGGCUUCACCCACUCGAAUCCAGUCGCUGGUUGUUCUGGGGUACUUGAUCAUGGCCUUCGUGCUCUGUUUCCCCUCCUACCCUUUCGAUGACGACUACGAGGAGGCCGGUCCGUGGGGAGCUCAGCUGGAGGCGUUUGUUGCCGACAGAACAGGAAUCAUGUCCUUUACCCAGGCCCCUAUCGUAUUUCUGUUUGCUGGAAGAAACAACCUGCUCAUGUGGCUCACCGGCUGGUCCUUCGACACCUUCAACGUCUACCAUCGAUGGACUUCUCGAGUCAUGAUGAUCUACGCCAUCAUCCACUCGUGUAUCUGGACCUGGAUGUGUCGUCAUUCGCUGGCACGAGACGCUGCCGAGCUCUACUGGGUGCUGGGAACAGUGGCCACCAUUGCCGGCUCUCUCAUGUUGUUGCAGGCCAUGCACGUGUUCCGAUCCCGAUGGUACGAGAUCUUCCUGGUGUUGCACAUUGUCUUCGGUAUUCUCUUUGUCGUCGGUCUUUGGUACCACUGCUGGACCAUUGGCUGGAUGCAGUGGGUCUGGGCCACCAUUGCCGUGUGGGGCUUUGACCGAAUCAUCCGAGUGUGUCGAAUUGCCUACUGCGGAGGCAUUGUCACUGGCGACUUUACUCUCGUCGACCGAGAACAGCUCAUUGUCAAGGCUGAAAUCCCCUGUUCGAGACUCUGGUCAAUCUACCCCGGAGCCCACGUCUACAUCUACUUCCUGUCGGGCAACAAGUUCUGGGAGUCUCAUCCCUUCACCAUUUACCAGUCGCCUGAGGCGUGCAAGAACGGCAAUAUGACCCUUCUUCUCAAGGCCAAGGAUGGAAUCACCUUUGAUAUUGUCACCCGGCUCGUUUCUGCCGGUGGAGCCCGGCCCAUGAAAAUGCUGAUCGAGGGUCCCUAUGGCGCCAAGCACCCCGUUGGCAAGUACGACUCUUCCAUCUACAUUGCCGGCGGUAUCGGAAUCACCGCCACCUACUCGUACGCGCAGAAGGUGGUUGCCAACUCCGUUUCUAAGAGCAUCAUCUUCACCUGGGUCGUGCGAGGCGACUCGUGUCUCGAGUGGUUUGGAGACGAGCUCGAGUACCUGCUGGCCGACCCCCGAGUCCGGGUGAACCUCUACAUCACCAAGAUCGACAAGAAGGAAGGUCUGGCUGAAGAGCUCGCCGAGGAGGCCUGCGAACUCGAGUCCAAGUCUCCCGAAAAACUCUCCAUCACCUCCUCCAACAGAGAUAACCUCAACAUCCAGCACUUCCGGCCCCACAUGGCCGAGCUGCUGCCCGAGUACCUCAAGGAGAGCCCCGGCUCUACCGCCAUUGUAGUCUGUGGCCCUCCCGCCAUGAACGAUGACGUCCGACAGGCUCUUUGCGCCAACAUUGAGUCCAAGUCCGAGCGAGUGGACUACUUUGAGGAGUCCUUCUCAUGGUAG
This is a messenger RNA of Yarrowia lipolytica CLIB122, 2103 nucleotides long. RefSeq lists its product as uncharacterized. Gene Ontology annotation, biological process: intracellular iron ion homeostasis; copper ion import; iron ion transport. NCBI's taxonomy places the organism in Eukaryota, Fungi, Ascomycota, Dipodascomycetes, Dipodascales. Gene Ontology annotation, molecular function: ferric-chelate reductase activity. Gene Ontology annotation, cellular component: plasma membrane. The record is from RefSeq and is a predicted model, not a curated record.